Messenger RNA from Magnolia sinica, 1386 nucleotides. Its product is annotated as outer envelope pore protein 37, chloroplastic. The coding region runs from base 76 to 1215 and encodes 379 amino acids. Gene Ontology annotation, cellular component: chloroplast outer membrane. The transcript is spliced from 7 exons. Gene Ontology annotation, molecular function: monoatomic ion channel activity. The record is from RefSeq and is a predicted model, not a curated record. Gene Ontology annotation, biological process: monoatomic cation transport. NCBI's taxonomy places the organism in Eukaryota, Viridiplantae, Streptophyta, Magnoliopsida, Magnoliales, Magnoliaceae.
UUCAAAACAAGACUCCAAAAAGACUCCAAAAAAUCCAAUCUCUCUCUCUCUCUCUCUCUCUCUCUCUCUCUCGCAAUGGUAGAAACCGAACCUUCCCUUCAAAACCCUAGCUCGCUAUCUCCAAGCCCUAACAAUGUCUCUCUCCCAGAAUCUCAAACCUUCCCUCCUUCUCCCCCCAAACCUAAUUUCUCUCUCCCGAUCCCCGCCAUUAGAGUCACCUCCGAGUUCGACAGCGACUCGGCCGUCUUCUUCCACAAGAUCUCAUGCAAGCUCUUCGAUCGCCUCGCCAAGCUUAAGCUCUCCUUCCAGAACAACCGCAACGGCGAGAUCUCUGACACCCAGAUCAGCUUCGUAACCAAAUACCUCUCCAUCCUCUAUGACCCCGAGGAACAGAAUGCCCUCGUCAAGGGAUCUUUCGAUGUCGGCAGCAGAUUGCAGUUCCGAGCUGCUCAGGACGUCAAGAGUGGUCAGAUUGGAGAGACAAAUUAUUUUCGUUUAGGAUGUUCAACAAAGUGUUUAUCUAUGUCAUGUACUAGCAAUGAUAACAAGUCUAUUCUCUCUUGCAUUAACUUGGCUAGUGUAUGCUUAUUCAAGUAUCACCAUAGAAAGGCACAACAAGGAGAGGUGGCAAUGGUUGCAAGUCUUACUGAUUCUUGUAAACUUGAAUUGUCUUCUGCUGUUCCAUCCAAUGGUUUGCCAAGGGCAACUGUUCGAUUCCCACUUGGUGAAGUUUCAGUAGAGGAAAAGGAGGAUGAAGAAAUGAAGAGAGCUUUGUCCAUAAAUGGGAUCUUGAAAGGUCAAAUUUUGAAUGGGGUAUGCACUGCACAAUAUAGGGAUGAUGAAUUGAAUCUCAGAUAUUCAUACAAGGAUGAGGAAAUGACAUUCAUCCCAAGUAUCUCUUUGCCAUCGAAUGUGCUUUCCUUUGCAUUCAAGCGGAGGUUCAGUCCUUCAGACAAAUUGAGCUAUUGGUACAACUUCAACUCCAGUUACUGGAGUACUGUCUACAAGCACACUGUUGGUAAGAACCUCAAAUUUAAAGCUGGUUAUGACUCGGAGGUUCGAUUUGGGUGGGCAUCUCUUUGGGUUGGGGAAGAAGAUGGCAAAGCGAAGGCGUUACCAAUGAAGAUGAAAGUUCAAUUUAUGCUACAAGUCCCACAAGACAACAUUGAAUCGUCUGUGUUCAUGUUUCGGGUCAAGAAAAGGUGGGACUUUUAACCCUUCAUCAAAUUUUUUUUUCCUUCCUGCAGCCCUUUAUUGUUUCCUUAAGAAAAUCUUGGUUGGAAACAGCGCAAUGGGGGGUUGCAACCCCCAUUGUUUGAUAUUGUAUCGCUACGUCCUGGAACUUUUCCAGUCAAUAUCUAUAUACUCAUUUGCCUUUGUUUUGUA